AUGUUGGCCGAACAAUGCAACAAAAUCAUCAACAGAUCGUCUCCCCCAUUUAACGAGCUGCCGAGUAGUAAGAGUUGCUUCCAUCCCUGGAGGAAAGCAGAGCCAUCAUCGCCAAGCCCGUGUGCACUGACCGCUGGAAUGACAGAACAGAAAACCUCUUCGUUAACGCCAUCACCGUCAAGCUCCGCCUACUUGGGUUAUGGUUUUGCAGUAACAUCGUCGCCUCCGAUAAGCGGGGCGAUUUUCCCUGCAGAUCUCUUCAACACAUCUUCUUCUAUGGGAGGCGGAACCUAUGGCAGUGACGGCUCCCACUCGCCAGUCCAGCACAAG
Molecule: messenger RNA, 330 nt
Organism: Candidula unifasciata
Lineage: Eukaryota; Metazoa; Mollusca; Gastropoda; Stylommatophora; Geomitridae
Source: the annotation of a GenBank genome assembly